This is a messenger RNA of Effrenium voratum, 1893 nucleotides long. Lineage: Eukaryota; Dinophyceae; Suessiales; Symbiodiniaceae. The record is from the annotation of a GenBank genome assembly.
AUGGACGCUUGGAAGCCAGUGCUGGCCACGGCGCUGGUGCCAACGCUGGGAGUGGGAGUCCUCAGCCGCGAAAGCGUUUUCCGGCGGCUCCUGGUUCAGUUCUUCCUCCUCGCCUUGCGCGUGUCGACACCCACGGCGGUGGUGUUUUUGCUGCGCAGCGUUUGGCUGUACGUGGGCCCGCGCCACUUCCACCCCCGGAAGCUCUUGAAGUAUGGCCUCAUCUCCUGGAGCCUCGCGGAGACCCUCUUCUGGAUCUAUAUCUGGCAAUACGCACGCUUCCUGAACGGCCAGACCACUCGGCGCUGGCGCGCGGUGAACGUGCACAACACACCAGAGAAGCGGAGAGCCUCUAUGGAGAGAUACCUUCAGGCGCUGGCUCAGGUGUGUCGCGGAGGGUCUGCCUCCCCAGAGAAGGAGACCAACGGCCUGGGCGGGUUGAGCAGCCUGGGCCGGAAGGCGCGCCUGAGUACGGGUCACGAUGACGUGCAUAUUUCGGUCUCCAAAAUCCGCACGGAGCGCAUGGUGAAGUGGCUGGCCGAGAUGCAGCUGGUCCAAAAGCAGAAGAGAGCUGUCACAGCCGGGCGCGCGAUGCGUGUCAUUGCAGCAACCCAGAAGGAGGAUGCCUACCAGUACGGCUUCGAAACCAAGAAGCAGACCCGCACUUUUUGGUCUCAUAGUUGGAGGACACCAGUGUGGAAGAAGGCAGGGCUGCUGUUUCUUUGCUACAACGGCCUUGCCGCGACCAUCAUCGCCAGCUUGGGUGCGGGAGUGCCUUUCGGUCUCAGCUCCGGCAACCUGAUUCCAGGCUACACCAAGCAAGCAUGGUCGGGAUUUCCCGUCGAGAUCGGGCCCUGGUGCCUUUUGACAGGCUUUCUGCUGUUCUGCAUCGUUGUAUACCUCUGGCGGUCUCAGGAACUUGUGUGGAUUGACUUGGUGUGCAUUCAUCAAACUGAUGCCGUGCUGAGACAGCAGGGUAUCCGGAGCCUUGCGGGAAACAUCAAGAACGCCAAGGGGAUGAUAGUGGUGUGGGAUGACACAUGGGUUGAUAGAUUGUGGUGCAUUUUUGAGUUGGCUGCAUUCAUGAAGAGUCAGGGGCAAGCAGCAAAGCAGCACCUCACCAUACUUCCGACGACUUGGUACAGUUUCUGGGUAGCGCAAUUCGGGCUCGCCUUUGCGGUUAUGCUUGGCAAUAUCAUGCUUCCCUUUGAGAAUAUGCUUCCUGCCGUCCUUGGCCUUCUGGGUUUUUUGACAGCUGCGAUAGUGCUUGAGAUGCUGAUUUUCAACUUCUACUCUCAGGUUGAUGCUCUGGAUGCUCGCUUGCGGAACUUUUCACUGGACAAUACUCAGUGCGCUUGCUGCACCUCAGGUCACCGGGACAAAGAUGGCAUGGUGGUGGGCUGUGAUAAGGACGUGUUGGUUCAGUGCAUGUGCCAAUGGUUCGGCUCAGCAGAGGCCUGUGAGGCCAAUAUUUCCUCCACGGUGGCGGAUGCCUUGAGGGAGAAGCUGGGGAAGUUCCCUUACCCCUACUGGGCGAUGCUCUCCACCUGCUUGCCACUGGUUUGGGCCUACAUGGACCAUGCAGCUGCGAGGAUCCGGGAAGAAAGCUGGCAACAAGCCGGCGCAGUGGUUCUUGACUUCCUGGCCUGGUAUUUCAAUGUUCUCCCAGCCAUCGCAACUUUUACCAUCGCCAUGGUGCGCAAGACGCGCACAUGCUCCACAAUUCGUUUAAACCGCUGGCUCUGCCGAAUAGCACAUGUCAUGUUUCACCUCCUGGCUCAGGCCGGCGAUCGUCUCUGCAUCUCUUUGGCAACAGAGAGGUUGCAAAGUGAGGCUCUCUUCUUCGCCGCAUCCUUGGUUCCAGCGCUCGCUGCUUGGUGGGCCCGCAGAAUCUGA